This is a messenger RNA of Paramecium tetraurelia, 1368 nucleotides long. RefSeq lists its product as uncharacterized. Lineage: Eukaryota; Ciliophora; Oligohymenophorea; Peniculida; Parameciidae. The record is from RefSeq and is a predicted model, not a curated record. The transcript has a single exon.
AUGGGAACUAAUAAUUCAAAGGAAAAAAGCAACUCUUACAAAAUCACUAAGGAAUAAAAUGAUGUUCCAUAAAUAAAUCAAAAAAAAGAUUAGUCCUAGGAUCUAGUUCAAUAGCUUGAGAAAUCUAGCUCUAAAGUUUAGAAUGCCUAAAUUAAAUCAUAAAUUAAUAAAUAAUAAAUAAGAAAUGAAGUUCCCAAAGUAAAAGAGGAGCAACUUCAAUAGCUCUAAAUAACCUUCUACAAGGGAGACUUUGAAAAUUAAAUUUUUGCUCAAUAAGAUCAGUCAACAGUUCUACAUAAUAAUGUUCAAACCUAAGUAAAAGAACAUGGAGUGGGGUCAACUUUAGAUGUAAACUUAGAAAUUCAUGAUGAUCAUGCAAUGGAUGUGAAUGGAUGCAGAAACAAAUUGAGAAAUGAUAGAUUCAUACAGAUAUAAGAGCAUGAUCCUAUAAUCGUGGCUGUCUUAGAUGAUCUGGAGUGUCAAACCUCUAGCCAUCACCCAUCGAGUACUUAGGCCAAGCCUUACACAGGUACUAAAAUAAUGAUUUAAAAUCGAAUUAUUGCUGGAUUAUGGAAGAAGUUGGGACCCUAUAAAGUGACCAAUUUCAACUUUACACCAUUCGAACUAUAAGAGAACUUGAUUUAUUAUGGAGAAUGGUUUUAAUAAAAAAGAAAUGGCUUUGGAUUUUUGAUUUGUGACGAUUUUAUUUAUGAAGGGUAUUGGUUGAAUGAUGCUUAUCACGGCGAUGGAAGGAUGAUUAGUAAAGAUGGGAAUAUCUACAUUGGAGAGUUCAAAAAUGGAUAAUUUAGUGGUGAUGGAUUUUAUCGUAAUAAUGAAUAAGUUAUGUAUGAAGGCGAAUGGGAAAAUGGACAAAAAAACGGUAUCGGAAAAGAAUAGAUGCCUGAUGGAUCGGUUUUUAUCGGUCAAUUUUAUAAAAAUUAAAGAAAUGGACAGGGAAAGCUAUUCAACAAUAAGGAAUAGUUUGUAUUUGAAGGAGAAUGGGUAAAUGGAAAGCCCAUUGAUGAGGGUAGAGUGAUUUGGCAGGAUGGUAGAAAGUUUGAAGGAAAGUGGUGUAAUGGAAUGAUGCAUGGGCAUGGCAUAUUUAUAUGGCCAGGAGGCAAGAAAUACAUUGGGAAUUAUGUGAAUAAUGUAAGGGAUGGAUAUGGGGAAUACUAUUAUCCAGAUGGAAAGAUAUAUAAGGGAAUGUGGAAAAAGGGAUUAAUGCAUGGAUAGGGAAUCAUAAUAUAUCCCAACAAUUCCCAUGAGAAGGGGUAGUGGAAGCAAGGAAAAAAAGUUGUAGUUUAAGACAAAAAGCCCAAAGAAAAAUCAUUAAAGAAGUAGGAAAGUAAGGUUAUCUUACCUCUUUGA